AUGGGAAUAAACAUAAUAUGCUUCAUUGUUACAGGGUCAACCACAGGUGGUGAGCUACUGUCAGAUCUACAUAGUCGUCAUAUGAUGGAACGUGAAUACCUGCUGUCAAAACUACGAAUGGAAAAUGAUAAGACAUUGAAUAAUGCUGAAAUCAUAACUGUGUAUGUCCAAAUUAUCCGACAACAAAAGUAUGCAGAGAGUGAAGCUUUGUUUGAAAAUUCCAGCAUUGCUGUCGGAAUCGCUGAAAGACCUCAGUUAUUCAAAAGUUCAAAGUUCGACAGCGAUCGUAACAGGCAAGAGAAGCUAGCAAUUGAAAGAUUACAGAACUGGAAAAAAAGAAAAGUACAGAGAUUUGAAGAUGAAAGCAUCACAGAUAAUAAAAAUAAAGGAAUCGUUGAGUUACAAGUAGAUGUCAUCAAAAUAGCUGUACGAAAACACACUCACGAAAGGGAGAUCCUUAUCACUAUGCUGCAAGGUAAAGAAAGUUCAAGCGCUAAAACCGCUGGAAGACGACUAAACAAAGAACAACGUGAGAAGAGACUUAAAGAACUGUGUGGACAGAGAUCUGAUUGGCGAGAGUCGUCAUCUCAAUACAUGAUAUCUAAACGUAACUUACAUCGACGCUUACUGCAAGAAGGUGUUGGAAUUUACCAAGAAGUCAGACGUGAAGAAAUUAAGAAUGGUCAUAACCUGGAUGAUUUAUUGAUUUCUGCCAAUGUAUUAGCUGAUUUACAACAAAAACAAGACCGAGAAAUCAACCUCCUUUUGACAAAUAUGCAGAAUAAGAGUGCAUCAGAGUUGAGGGAUAUUAAGCGGUCAGAGGAAAGGGCUGUUGUAGAAGAGUGGUUAGAUAAUGUAUCAUCUGUUGUUUUGGGCACAUUUGAUUUAUCACAAGAAGAAAGGGAACUCAUAAAAGCAUUGGAAAAUAAGUAUGAUGUCAUCAGAGACAAAUUGUUAACAGAAACUCUCAAAAGACACUAUGGAGCAGAUGCAUGGAAGGAUAUGCUAGAAAACGAACAACAAAGACUUCUCUCCAAAAAGAAAUUGGAGGAAAGAAGUCUACGACAGGAAGGAAAGUUGGAUGAAAUGGCAGCCUUGGUUGGAGAUUUCGGAAAGAAUGAGUUCAAUUUAGAAGAAUUGAUGGGAAGGAUUCAAACUGAAUAUCAUCAGAAAUAUUUAGAAAAACAAUCCAGAAUACAGAAAGAAGAUGAGGAUGUUACUGAUUAUGAAAUAGAAGAGCCGUUAGCAGUGAAAAAAAUUGGUAAUCCUCUCGGCGACUUACAGUAUAGAUUCAGUGAGGAUAUGGACGCAUUGAUGGGCAAGCUGAAAGGAGAAGAAGGUGUGUUCUUGCGUGAACAGGGAAGGAUACAGUUGCUACAGCGAUGGAAGAGGCAGAGGAACCGAGCUGAGAAGGAAGAGAAAUUCUUAGAUACUGUUUUGAUGGUUGGACUUGCUGAGAGGAUUCCUAUAAAUAUAGAUAUGAGAGUCAAGAAAGACAAAACUCGUAACUUUCAACUUGCGAGAGAGAGAUAUUCCAAUAGAGAACACCGGAAGAGCCAAGGGUUGUAUGAUGAGCUAGAAUUUGAUAACCAUGUAUUGCCACCUAAAGGUGAGCUGGAAACAUGGAAGGAAUCCAUGAUGAUAGAAGUCGAUAAACGACACAGAAUGGAGCGUAAUUUGAUGAUGAGUAUUUUAACAGACAAAGGCAGCGAAGAGUUGAGAGAAGUGGCCAGGUCUAUGCCAGAUGAUGAGAGACAAAAGCGAUUAGCCGAAUUGAAGCGCAAGAGAGAAGGGUUAGAGUUGGACAGCAAAGAUGAUCAAGAGCAGAAUUUAGAUAUCUUGGAGGAGAGUGGUGCCAUUAAAAGUGUGGUACGGAGACUAGUGAUGGAAGAAGAGGCCCAAGGCAAGAUAGUCAGUCACGGUGAGAUUGUGGUCUCUCUGCUGGCUGAACUCCAAGAAGAACAGGAAAGAGAAGGCGAGAGAAUAUUUCUCAGUUUGGAUGGAAAGACAGAGGAUGAUAUUUCCGGGAUGCGAUAUGAUCAGAUAACAAGACGUAAGAUAGACAGAGGUGAUAAUAUCAUGGAAAUAUUCUCAAUGUAUGAAGGUGCAGGACAAGAAGAUGAACUAAUCAAGGCUUUGGAGGAGAAAUAUGAUGUUUUAAAAGAUAGGUUACUAUGUGAUGCCCUGAGGAGACAAAUGAGUGAGGAAGAUUGGUUAAAUCUGAGUGAUGAGGAGAAAAAGAGAAGACUGCUGAAACUAAAAUUAGAAGAAAGGAGAUUGCAAAGAGAUGGAAAGCAUGAUGCAUUAGUUACAUUACUGGGGGACAAUUUCCACAUUCAAGGCAAUGUUAGUUCCUUGAUGGGAGAACAUCAAUCCAAAUAUAAACAAAAACUGAUAAAAAGACUUGCAAAGAAGAAACCAGAUGUUGCUGAAAAUGAUGGGAUACUAGAAGAUGAAGGAGAGCGAAAAAAGAAAUCUACCAAUACUCUGCUGGAACUGCAUGAUAGAUACAGAGAUGAACGAGAUGUAUUGAUGACAAACUUACGUGACCCUCAGGCUCUGAUGAACAAGAAAGAACGACAAGCAUGUUUGAUAAAACUCAAACGAGAGAAACAAAAAGCUGAGAGGGAAGAAGGAUUUGAAGCAGCCGCUCUGGCGGUCGGUUUAGCCGAACGCAAACAAUCACAAUUUGCUGAGAGAUUACAGCAUGAUAGGGAAAGACAAGAAGACCUAGCUAGAAGAAGAAUAACAUUUUUGCGCAAGAAAAAAACAGAAAUCCAAUCAGAGGAUGAUCAGCUUGUGAAUAGUGGCAAUCGAGCUGAUAUGCAGGAUGCUGUUCUACGAGCACUUGAAAACAAGCAUGCAGUGGAGCGACAAGUGUUACUGGAGAUAUUACAGCAAGAUGGAUACCAGCAAUUUAGAGAAUUUGCAAGGAUCAUGACAGAAGUACAAAGGCAGGACAAGCUGGAUGAGUUGGUACUGAACAAACAAGAAUUAGACUCUGGUAAGAACGGUUUAUCUUGUAUUUAUUAA
Messenger RNA from Saccoglossus kowalevskii, 3033 nucleotides. RefSeq lists its product as uncharacterized. The record is from RefSeq and is a predicted model, not a curated record. NCBI's taxonomy places the organism in Eukaryota, Metazoa, Hemichordata, Enteropneusta, Harrimaniidae.